Leishmania braziliensis MHOM/BR/75/M2904 is the source of this 2358-nucleotide messenger RNA. RefSeq lists its product as hypothetical. NCBI's taxonomy places the organism in Eukaryota, Euglenozoa, Kinetoplastea, Trypanosomatida, Trypanosomatidae. Bases 1 to 2358 code for a protein of 785 amino acids. Gene Ontology annotation, biological process: proton transmembrane transport. Gene Ontology annotation, cellular component: membrane. Gene Ontology annotation, molecular function: antiporter activity. The transcript has a single exon. The record is from RefSeq and is a predicted model, not a curated record.
AUGUCCUCACGUGACACUCAUGAGGGGUCUGCGGCCAGAUCGCUGCCGCAACAUGAAGGCGGCGCGGCCAGUCACGACAGCAAUCCUGUUGUGCCGUCUUUGAGCCACCUCUCUCACCCCUACGCGGACGGCGACGGCGGCUCCGUCUUCGCAGACCCGCGCAGCACCUCCCUAGGCGGGGAGUCGCACCAAAGCGAGAUGGUGGCCGACCCGCUUGUACCAGAGAAGACCGGUAUCUCCGCGACCGUCCUGUCAGCGCAGCCUGCCGACCGCAGCUGCCGGCCCUUCUCCCCAUUGUUCCGCCACACUCCUUGUGGCUUCGGCAAUGUGAAGUGGAAAGCCUCCGAGGACAGCCACCACGACUUGACCGUGCCACCGUCUAACGUCAGAGUCGCUGACUGCUCACAGCCGCGGACACCGGAGAGCAUGGGACGCUAUCGCCACCACGACUUCUCAUCUGGGAGCCUCAGUACCUCCUUGUGCUACUCGGACUCCUUCGUGAACCAGACGUACAUCAAGGACCUGCCGCCGCACUUGUUGCCGCUGGCGCACGAGAUCCAUAAUCUAGGUGAAAAAGACCUCGUGUACAUCGCGGACGUCACGCAUACAAUGGCAAACCGAGACUUGUAUUCUCUACUGCCCUACACAGGCAGCAACUGGUUCCUGCCGUUGAUCCGCGAGUGCGACGAGGGUGAGAAGCACUGGGAGAUGCGCUACUGUUGGAAGGAGGGGCUCAUCGUCUCGAUCGGCGGACGCCGGCUGUCCAUCCGCGCGUUGAACAUAUUCAUUCGCAUCUGCUUUCUGGUGCUGGUAUGGUUCCUACUGUGGAACAUGCUCCCCCGCUGGCUCGUGGAGCCGGGCGGCUACGUCUGGGAUCCGGCGGUGCUCGUGGUCGUGUCCGCCAUCGUUGGCGGUCUCAUUUGCCGUGUCCUGCAGCUACCGCCACUCGUUGGUGUGCUGUGGGUGGGGAUCAUGUGGAACAACAUCCCCACGCUCAAGUACCUGACGCACGGCAUCGUGAAGGAGGUGUACGACAUCUGCUCGAAGCUCGGGCUCACAGUGAUUCUCGCCCGUGCCGGCUACAAGCUCGCCGUUAAGGAUAUCAUACCGCACUGGAAGCAAACGGCGCUGCUGGCCACGAUGCCGUUCGUGUUUGAGGGCAUCUCGCAUAGCCUCAUCGCGAAUAAGAUCUUUAACUACAACAACAACUACAACUGGGCGUUCCUGCAAGGCAUGCUGUGCAGCAUCGUGUCGCCGGCCGUUGUCGUGCCAGGUAGCUUGUACCUGCAGGACAUGGGCUACGGCUGCGGUGUAGGCCCGUUGUCGCUCAUGCUCUCGGCGGUGGGUAUUGAGAUCGUGAUCGGUGUGUGGUGCGCCAACUUCAUUAUCGGGCUGAUCUUUAAUGAUCAGAAGCUGGCUGUAGCAAUUGUGCUCGGCCCUGUGCAAUUUAUCGGUGGAAUCGGCAUCGGUAUCGGUCUUGGCAUUCUUUUCUUCUACGUGGUGGAGCUCAUCAAGCUGGAGGCGCACCGACUACCGAAUGGCAAGUACACCCGUGCACACCUGAACAGCUGCAUGGACUUUGCCUUCACCAUCUUUCUCCUCGUGUGCUAUGCGAUGGUGUUCUUCGGUUACAAGAUGAACCUCGCGGGAGGCGGCUGUGUCAUGUGCGUCUUUUUCUCCGCCACCGUGGCGCACAUGUGGUCACGGACACGCAGGAUGGAGCAUGAGGACCAUAAAAAGUACGUGGCGACGUGGCUCGCCAUGUCCUGGAACCAGGUGAUGAUGCCGGUACUGUUUGCCACAAUGGGGGCCAAGAUUGACGUCAAGGCCAUCUUCAACAGCAGCUUCUUUCCUAGGGCAAUCAUCUGCAUGGCGUGCAGCACGGUCGUGCGAUUCAUCGUGACCUUUGCGAUUCAGAUUGGAAGUGGCAUGCCGUGGAAAGAGAAGCUGCUGGUGUGCGUGGGGUACCUUGGCAAGGCUUCGGCGCAGGCCUCCGUAGGGCCCAUCGCAGCGAACCUGGUUGCAAACAUGAUUGCAGCACUGCCUGCAGGUGAGAAGCACUCCCUCGACACGAUGGCCGAGUACGCGAACAACGUGCAGCAAAUCAGCGCGAUGUACGUCAUGUUCAUGUCGGUUGUGGCGUCGUUCGGUCUCGUGCGAGGCGGUCAAUUAGUCUUGAAGCGCGAGCAAACGCCAGAGAAGCGGAAGGGGUGCCGCGUGAGUGGAAGCUCCUCGAGUGGGGACGCUGCCACCUCUGCUAUGGCCGUAGCCGAGAUGGUGCCCACCGUGGCGGAGACCGGCCAGCCCGCAUAUCCACUGCCGACAGCGCAGCAGCAGACCAACACCAGCCGCCAGUGA